CCUCCGCGGCGCUUCCUAGUUCGGCUGGUUCUUCUGUCGCCGGCUUCAGCAGCCUGCUCCCGGGCAGGGGCCUGGAGCAGUAUCUAGCACAUAGUAGACACUCAGUAAAUAUUUGCUGGAUUUUCUUCGUAUACAUCAACCAAAACAAUAUACUGCAGUGGGUUGAGUGCAGAAGCAGAUAUAAGAAUUUGGCCCUCUUCUAUUAAGUUAAAUAUUGAAGAGAUUAACAAAACCUUAAAACAAUGUUACUCUUCUGUUUUUGAGGAAAAGGAAUAGAAGAUGAACAAACCCAUAACACCAUCAACAUAUGUGCGCUGCCUCAAUGUUGGACUGAUUAGGAAGCUGUCAGAUUUUAUUGAUCCUCAAGAAGGAUGGAAGAAGUUAGCUGUAGCUAUUAAGAAACCAUCUGGUGAUGAUAGAUACAAUCAGUUUCACAUAAGGAGAUUUGAAGCAUUACUUCAAACUGGAAAAAGUCCCACUUCUGAAUUACUGUUUGACUGGGGCACCACAAAUUGCACAGUUGGUGAUCUUGUGGAUCUUUUGAUCCAAAAUGAAUUUUUUGCUCCUGCGAGUCUUUUGCUCCCAGAUGCUGUUCCCAAAACUGCUAAUACACUACCUUCUAAAGAAGCUGUAACAGUUCAACAAAAACAGAUGCCUUUCUAUGACAAAGACAGGACAUUGAUGACACCUCUGCAGAAUCUUGAACAAAGCUAUAUGCCACCUGACUCCUCAAGUCCAGAAAAUAAAAGUUUAGAAGUUAGUGAUACACGUUUUCACAGUUUUUCAUUUUAUGAAUUGAAGAAUGUCACAAAUAACUUUGAUGAACGACCCAUUUCUGUUGGUGGUAAUAAAAUGGGAGAGGGAGGAUUUGGAGUUGUAUAUAAAGGCUACGUAAAUAACGCAACUGUGGCAGUAAAGAAGCUUGCAGCAAUGGUUGACAUUACUACUGAAGAACUGAAACAGCAGUUUGAUCAAGAAAUAAAAGUAAUGGCAAAGUGUCAACAUGAAAACUUAGUAGAACUACUUGGUUUCUCAAGUGAUGGAGAUGACCUCUGCUUAGUAUAUGUUUACAUGCCUAAUGGUUCAUUACUAGACAGACUCUCUUGCUUGGAUGGUACUCCACCACUUUCUUGGCACAUGAGAUGCAAAAUUGCUCAGGGUGCAGCUAAUGGCAUCAAUUUUCUACAUGAAAAUCAUCAUAUUCAUAGAGAUAUUAAAAGUGCAAAUAUCUUACUAGAUGAAGCUUUUACUGCUAAAAUAUCUGACUUUGGCCUUGCACGGGCUUCUGAGAAGUUUGCCCAGACAGUCAUGACUAGCAGAAUUGUGGGAACAACAGCUUAUAUGGCACCUGAAGCUUUGCGAGGAGAAAUAACACCCAAAUCUGACAUUUACAGCUUUGGUGUGGUUUUACUAGAAAUAAUAACUGGACUUCCAGCCGUGGAUGAACACCGUGAACCUCAGUUAUUGCUAGAUAUUAAAGAAGAAAUUGAAGAUGAAGAAAAGACAAUUGAAGAUUAUAUUGAUAAAAAGAUGAAUGAUGCUGAUUCCACUUCAGUUGAAGCUAUGUACUCUGUUGCUAGUCAAUGUCUGCAUGAAAAGAAAAAUAAGAGACCAGACAUUAAGAAGGUUCAACAGCUGCUGCAAGAGAUGACAGAUUCUUAA
Messenger RNA from Mandrillus leucophaeus (drill), 1662 nucleotides. RefSeq names its product interleukin-1 receptor-associated kinase 4 (gene IRAK4). The coding region runs from base 280 to 1662 and encodes 460 amino acids. Lineage: Eukaryota; Metazoa; Chordata; Mammalia; Primates; Cercopithecidae. Gene Ontology annotation, biological process: protein phosphorylation; signal transduction. The record is from RefSeq and is a predicted model, not a curated record. Gene Ontology annotation, molecular function: magnesium ion binding; ATP binding; protein serine/threonine kinase activity. The transcript is spliced from 14 exons.